GGUGUAGUACGGGUAAAUAUUUUUAUUAUAGAUAAGACUUAAGAGUGGUGUUGCUGAGGCUGAGCGAUUUAGAGAGCUAGGGUUUCUCAUUUCAAUCUCUCCCGAUCUCGACGGAACGACACUCGUCGGAACCCUAAUUUGACCGGAAUUACAAUGGACAGAUCUAGAUCUAAACGUUACUACUACGACAAUCAGGACUUCGAUCCCGAACCUAUGCAUCGAACCACCAAACAACAGCGCUAUAACAACUCUCAUUACGCCGCUCCUCACCGCCGCGGUCCCGGCGGCGGCGGCGGACGGAAAGACCCUAACUUGAUGGUGACAACUACGUACCGGAUUUUGUGUCAUGAUGUAAAGGCUGGAGGAGUGAUUGGGAAGUCCGGGAGUAUAAUCAAGAGUAUUAGGCAACAUACCGGUGCGUGGAUUAAUAUGCACGAGUUGAUUCCUGGUGAUGAGGAGAGGAUUAUCGAGAUUUCGGAUACCAGGAGGCGUGAUCCCGAUGGACGGAUGCCUUCGUUUUCGCCGGCUCAGGAGGCUUUGUUUUUGAUUCAUGAGAGGAUACUUGAGAGUGAUGUUGGACCUGGUUAUAGUAAUGUAGGGUUUGGCGAUGAGGACGAGGAGUAUGGGAUGCGUGGGGGUGCUAAUCGAGUGGUGACUAGGCUUGUGGUGUCCAGGAUGCACGUUGGGAGUUUGUUGGGGAAAGGUGGAAAGAUUAUUGAGCAGAUGAGAAUGGAGACUAGGACUCACAUUAGAGUGCUUCCGCGUGAUCAUAAUAUUCCUAGAUGUGUUUCUAUGUCGGAGGAGAUUGUUCAGAUACUUGGUGAUAUGAACAAUGUGAAAAAUGCUAUUGCAAUAAUAUCCUCGCGAUUGAGGGAGAGCCAGCAUAGGGACCGUGGUAAUUUUCACGGUCGCUUACCAUCACCGGAAAGAUUCUUUCCACCUGAUGAUGAUUAUGUCCCUCAUAUGAAUCAUGGGUCGCAUAGGAGUUCUAUGGAUAGUCCUGGUUUUGAAUCUCGGUUGUCUACAAGUAUGAGUGGUCCUAGGGGCAGUCAUUAUUCCUCCCAUCAAUCUUCCUUUGCACCAGAUUCUGGACCUAUGUCGAUGGAUGAUAAUGAACAGUCAUUUCCAAGGGAGGAUAUUGUGUUCCAGAUAUUGUGCCCAAUUGAAAAAAUUGAUAAUGUUAUCGGUGACUCGGAUGGUAUUGUGGACUUGCUGCAAAAUGAAAUUGGUGUUGAUGUCAGGAUAAAUGAUCCUGUAUUUGGCUCAGAUGAACAGAUUAUUAUCAUUUCAUCCGAGGAGGGACCGGAUGACGAGUUGUUUCCUGCUCAGGAAGCAUUAUUGCACAUUCAGACUCGCAUUGUUGAUAUUAUUCCAGAAAAACAAAAUGUUAUUACUACUCGACUACUUGUUCCAUCUGGUGAGAUUGGAUGUUUGGAGGGAAGACAUGGAUUGCCUGAAAUAAGGAAAAUAACUGGGGCAGACAUUCAGAUCCUGCCUAGAGAAGAACUUCCUGUAUGUGUAUCUGAGAAUGAUGAGCUUUUGCAGAUUGUAGGGGAGAUCAAAGCAGCACGCGAGGCUCUUGUGGAAGUGACAUCAAGACUUCGUAGUUACCUGUACCAGGACUUCUACCCAAAGGAUAUAUCCCCAUCCCCCAGGAUUGCAAACAGUUCUGCGGGGACUGCAUUUGGACAGGAGGCGGCUUCAAACAAUAACUUAAAUUCAUACAGAGAAACAGGUGCUGCAAAUCUUCCCAAUGCAUCUUCGCAGAAUGUUCAAAGUGUAGCACCAGCACAACCUACGAAGGAUCCUGUUGCUUCCAACAAAGAAGCGGUAAAGCAGACCGAAAAUGAGCGUCGUGAAAGUGUGCCAAGUAUAGGAAAUAGAUUCCAUGGUCCACUGGUCACGAGGAGUACAUUGGAGGUUGUCAUACCACCACAUGCAGUGCCCAAGCUGAUAACAAAAUCAAAAAACAAGCUUGCACAGAUUAGCGAGUUAUCAGGAGCAAAAAUAAAGUUGAUUGAAGAAGGUGAAGGAGCAACAGAUAAUGUUAUUCAAAUAUCAGGAACUCCGGAGCAAGCUGAGAGAGCCCAGAGCUUGUUACAAGGAUUUAUCCUGAGCACCCUGGAAGAGGAUUGAGGAAUGUGGAUGGCUUAAUUUCAUCUCUGCUUCUAUUUGGUGGAAAUGCUUUAGAGUCAAUGAGACAACUAUCUGCAAUCAUCAUUAACAUUUACCCGUUUGUCUAGGUGGAAUGUAUAUAGGCAAACUCUGUGGAGCUGUUGUGUUUUGUUGUGUACUUGUGUUGCUUUGUUGUAACCGUUGCUGCCCAUCGUAAAAUGCUUUCUGCGGGAGCCUUUAUCAAAUUUUUAUAUGUUUCAUUCCCAGAUGUUAAUCUUGUGGGAAUGUUAAUUAGAAUCAUCUUUUGCCUGUUAGGUUUAAA
Daucus carota subsp. sativus is the source of this 2437-nucleotide messenger RNA. RefSeq names its product RNA-binding KH domain-containing protein RCF3-like. Gene Ontology annotation, biological process: regulation of gene expression. Bases 154 to 2136 code for a protein of 660 amino acids. Gene Ontology annotation, cellular component: nucleus; cytoplasm. The record is from RefSeq and is a predicted model, not a curated record. The transcript is spliced from 8 exons. Gene Ontology annotation, molecular function: mRNA binding. Lineage: Eukaryota; Viridiplantae; Streptophyta; Magnoliopsida; Apiales; Apiaceae.